AUGCGUCUACCAGAAGCACACGCCUACUGUCAUAAACUAAUUCCGGAUGGUUCUGCUCAUGUUUUACGAGUUGAAUGUGGCGGAGAAAAUGAUUAUAUCAGUGGUCUAGUGAAAGGACAUUCAGAUAAAGUAUGGAUUGAUGCGAGAGCUAGAUUUGAUAUUGUUGAUGGGUCUGCUGGUCUCUUUGGACCUGGAUUUGUGUAUAGAUGGCCAAAUGGAAAAAUGGUUCGAUAUUCGAAUUGGGCUGAUGGGAAUGGUCUUGAAGAGAUUGGAACGUCGGACAAAUGUGUGUUUAUAAAGAAUGAUGGACAUUGGAUAAAUGCAAAUUGUUCAUCAACUGCAGCAGUUAUUUGUGAGAAGAAACUACACAGACCUUACUCGAAAUUCUGCCCAAAACACUGGGUUUAUAAUAAAGAAACUCAAUCUUGUUAUCGGACAAUUUCAAAGACAAAUAUGACGAUUUUGGAGGCUGAUAACAAAUGUUUUGAUUACGGGUUCGAACAUCGACAAGAUGCAAUGCUCACAAGUAUUCAAAGUGAAAGUGAGAAUCAGUUUGUGAUGAAUUUGGCAAAAGAAAGAGAUGCGAAUUUUGAAUUUAUUUAUCUUGGAGGGUAUGGAAGGUCUAGAAACGGAAAUAAGUGGCAUUGGAUGGAUGGAUCAGAAUUCAAUUAUUUGAAUUGGGAUCGUGGAAUGCCAUUUGGAAGAAGAGCAUUGGCUGUUCUCGUGAUGAAUAAAAGAGGAAAAUGGAUCAAUCACUAUGCUGAUAAAAUCUUAUCACAAUACAAUGCCGUGGCAGUUUGCAAGUUCAAAAGUUGA
Messenger RNA from Caenorhabditis remanei, 816 nucleotides. RefSeq lists its product as uncharacterized. Gene Ontology annotation, molecular function: signaling receptor activity. The record is from RefSeq and is a predicted model, not a curated record. The transcript has 3 exons. The coding region runs from base 1 to 816 and encodes 271 amino acids. Lineage: Eukaryota; Metazoa; Nematoda; Chromadorea; Rhabditida; Rhabditidae.